Molecule: messenger RNA, 2105 nt
Organism: Schistosoma mattheei
Lineage: Eukaryota; Metazoa; Platyhelminthes; Trematoda; Strigeidida; Schistosomatidae
Source: the annotation of a GenBank genome assembly
GGAUUGAUCAAUAAGUGUUAUGACAGUAAAUGAAUACACUAAUAUCAUUAUAUCCCAUUAUAUUUAUUCCACAAUAUUAUAGAAACACUAAUUGAUACAGGUCCAAGUCCAACAAAGGAAAGUAAAAAGUGAUCAACUAUCAUAUCCAAUAAAAAAAUGAAAUUAGAAAUCAAAAAUCUUUAUUUUACUGUAAAAGUAGCAAGACAUAUACAGUUCAAAAUAAUGAAAUUACAGUUACUUGUGAAGGAAUUGAAGUACCUGAAAUUAUUAACACUGGUCUACUAGGAAAAUACUUUCCAUUCGGUUUCUGUUAUGAAUUUAAAAAACUUGUUCAAUUGGCUAUACCAAUUACUAUGACAUCUUUGGUAGCCUUUUUAUCUGGUCCUAUGGGUCUUAUAUUCUGUGCAAAUUCUGUAUUCAAUGUCGCUGGCUUAGCUGUCAUAACUGGUCUAUUAACGGCAGUUGACACCUCAUUUUCACAGAUAUUUGGCAGUUCAAAUAAAGGAUUAAUGGGCAUUCAUUUACAACGUGCUAUUGUAAUCUCAUUUAUAAUGUGUAUGCCUUGUUGGUCAUUGUAUUUAUGCAUUGAACCUAUACUAUUGGGAUUGAAACAAAAUCCUUUAAUGGCUAAGAAAGCUUCUGAAUAUUUAUUAUUUAUGAUACCAGGAUUGUAUUUUGCUGCAAUAGGUCAGAUUUUAACAAAAUACGUUCAAACUCAAAAUCGUGUAUAUAUUCCUUUGGCAAUCGGGAUUCUAACAAAUUGUUUCAAUGCAUCUCUGCAUUAUAUUCUUCUAUUUGUUUUCAAAAUUGGAAUAAUAGGUUCAGCUAUUUCUCAAUCAUCAGCUUAUUUAUUUCAAUGUGUUUGCUAUCUACCAUAUAUUCUGAUGUUACAGCAAUCAGGACUAACAUGGAAAGGUUGGACAAAUGAACUAUGGCUUGACUGGGGAAGAUGGUUCAAAUUAGCUAUGCCAGGUGUUCUCAUGAUUACCUUGGAAUGGGUGAUUUUUGAAAUGGGCAGCAUAGUUUCAGGUACACUUGGUGAAAGAGAAUUAGCUACCCAAACAAUUCUUUUCAACAUUGAAUCAAUGUGCUUUACACUGUUACCACUUGGAUUCGGUAUAGCAUCAAGCAUACGUGUUGGUCAAUUUCUUGGUGCUCGCUCUUCAAUCGGACCACGGUCAGUUGUUUCUACAGCUCUUGUAACAUUAUGGACAGCUUCUAUUGCCUUUAUUCUAGCUUUGUCUUUAUUGAGAUGGAAAAUUCCAAUGAUUUUCACUUCUGACCAAGAUGUCAUUGAACUAUCUGCUAAACUAUUGCCAUUGAUUGCUACAUUUCAAAUAUUUGAUGGAACUGUGGGUGUUUGCGGGGGUGCCAUUCGUGGAGCUGGACUACAACUGUUCGGUGCAAUUGUUUGUUUUAUAAGCUUAUAUGUAAUAGGUUCCCCAAUCAGUUUUAGCCUUGUUUACGCUGGCGGUUACGGUUUGGAAGGUUUAUGGGCUGGUAUGACAAUUGGAACCAUUUUCGAGGGUGUUAUUUAUCUUAUAACAUGUCAGCACAUUAAUUGGGAGAAACAGGUUCAGCUGGCUAUUGAAAGAACCGAACAAUUAAUACUAGAUGAUGACCAACUGCAAGAAGGAAGUACAAACCAAUCGACUGGAGGAGUUCAACAUUCAACAAAUAUCAAGUCCUCAUCGAUUAAAGAUGAAUGUGUAAAUGAUGAGGAACAAGUCGAUGUUCAAAAUGAUAAUUCAUUUCGUGAAAGUGUAACAGAAGCAGGAGCAAGCUUGGUAGAUGACUACAAUCCCCCAGCCAAUGAAUUUAGAUCAAAUUCACAAAAGAUACUUUCGAUUCAAUUAGAAAAGGUCAUCGUGUCACGUACUAUAUUCAUUCUAUUUAUGUUAUUUCUCUUAAGUUUAGCCAUAAUUAUGAGAGUACUUAAACCAUGGUCAAAAAAGUUUGGUGCAUACUGUACAUUUUCUAACGGAACAUUCAUCUCAUUAAAGGAUCGUAAUAUAUUUCUUCGAAAUUCAACAGAAACAAUUUUAGAUGCUGACAAUAUUUUAUUAAAAUAUUACGACUUAAACUGUACAAUAUCUAUCCCCUAG